This is a messenger RNA of Manihot esculenta (cassava), 713 nucleotides long. RefSeq lists its product as uncharacterized. The transcript has 2 exons. NCBI's taxonomy places the organism in Eukaryota, Viridiplantae, Streptophyta, Magnoliopsida, Malpighiales, Euphorbiaceae. The record is from RefSeq and is a predicted model, not a curated record. The coding region runs from base 77 to 538 and encodes 153 amino acids.
UCUUUUAUGUAUAAGAUGUUUUUGGAGAAUAUCAAAUUUAUCUUUAGAUUAUCAUGAAGCCCUUCUUUUGCAUGAGAUGGAGGCAACACAAAUGGGAAGUAAAAAGAUGAUGGUGUUAUUUCUUAUAUUCUUCACCUCCUUGUAUUUUUUAGCUUCUUCAUCUCCAGACCACAAGGUUUUUGUUUCAGAUUCUCUGCAGGAGGAUAUUUUUGGACUUACAGGAAGACAUGAAGAAAAAAUCAAUGGUGUUGACAGUGAUGGAGCUUACAAUGGAAGAAGUGGCAUUCUGCAUAGCAGCAGCCAUCGAUCAACUGGGGCAGGCAUAAAUGGAGGAGCAAAUGCUGGGCCAGCUGAAAAUGGAAAUGGCAAUGGCAAUUCACAAGGAGGAACAGCAGCUAACCCUGUUAUAGUAGCCGGUGCUGCUAAUAAUAAUCGCCACCAAAACCCCCACUGCAGUGCUGCUAACUGCAACAGAAACUGCAUAAGAUUUUCCCCUAUGAUUAUGGCCACCUUAGCUGCUGUUACUUUGCACAUAUAAAUGUAAUAUUUAGAUGCAAACAUACGAUUAAUCCAAUCCAUUAUCCUAAGAUGAUAGAUCGUUUUGACUGUAUUAUGUACCUUUCGUUCGUGGAUUCCUGUUUGCAGCCUUUCUGUAAUACCAAUUCUUGCAAGUCAAUAAGCCUGCGCUCUGCAGCUUGUGAACCAUAUAUAUA